AUGGCAAUGAACCGUUAUAAACACCCCGUCGCCCCGGGAGAAUCCGUCACGGAUUCAAAAAUCACGGAUUACCGUUACAUGAUUAUGAAUACGUCAUUAAUUGUGAUGUUUUUAAUGAUAGAAUUAAAUGCCGAUGAACAGUGUAUUGAAUCCAGUGACUACAAAAGAAAGAAUGAUUUUAAAACGAAUAACAAUCAACAUCGAUAUCGUCAAGCAUAUUCGGUGUCUCAAGCAAUGUAUAAGAAAACGAUUGCAGAAGAUUCGUUGAAUUUGCAGAGAGAACAAAAGAAUCGUUUCAAAGAACGUGAAAUUGAAGGAGCAUUAAAAGGAUGGAAAGAAAUGCUUCCAGAAGAAUUUAAACAGACGGCUAUCAACGAACAAAUAUGUGUAUAA
Didymodactylos carnosus is the source of this 393-nucleotide messenger RNA. The record is from the annotation of a GenBank genome assembly. NCBI's taxonomy places the organism in Eukaryota, Metazoa, Rotifera, Eurotatoria, Philodinida, Philodinidae.